Molecule: messenger RNA, 402 nt
Organism: Lachancea mirantina
Lineage: Eukaryota; Fungi; Ascomycota; Saccharomycetes; Saccharomycetales; Saccharomycetaceae
Source: the annotation of a GenBank genome assembly
AUGAUAGUCGAUUUGUUAGUUUAUGGCACAUGGAUGGCUGGGUGCUGCUUGGGAUGUUGUUCAGCGAUCAUAUAUGGUAAAGGUCGGGGAAAUCUAGGUGGAGACUGCAAUUCCUCGUAUAAUGAGAGUUGCAAUGCAGUGUACCGGGCGAGAGCUGUGAGCUUCUCAACGAUGACCUGGUGCGCACUUUUCCUCGCGUGGGAGGUCAUGAACCUCAGGAGAUCCUUUUUCAACAUGCACCCCGAAACUGAAUCUCCUUAUACGCAAUGGUUCAGAGAUAUUUGGAGCAAUAAAUUUCUAUUUUGGUCCGUCAUUUUUGAGUUUCUGUCCGAUUUUCCUGUUGUGUACAUUCCAGUCAUUAAUGACAGGGUCUUCCUUCAGAAGGGAAUUGGUUAUGAGUAG